Ophidiomyces ophidiicola is the source of this 1428-nucleotide messenger RNA. Its product is annotated as Chitinase 4. Gene Ontology annotation, biological process: carbohydrate metabolic process; chitin catabolic process. The coding region runs from base 1 to 1428 and encodes 475 amino acids. Gene Ontology annotation, cellular component: extracellular region. Lineage: Eukaryota; Fungi; Ascomycota; Eurotiomycetes; Onygenales; Onygenaceae. The record is from RefSeq and is a predicted model, not a curated record. The transcript is spliced from 4 exons. Gene Ontology annotation, molecular function: chitin binding; chitinase activity.
AUGUCUAUUUACACAGUCCAGCCGGGGGAUACCUUGUGGAAAAUCGCUAAUGACCACGGCAUCACUCUCGAUGCACUCAUUGCUGCUAACCCACAGAUCCCAGAUCCCAAUAUGAUUCAGGUUGGACAGGUUAUCAACAUUCCUGGUCCCGCAGGCGGAGAUCCACCGGCCCCUGAGAACCCUCCCGAGCAUCCUCCGCCACCUACCAAUCCGAGCCCACCGACGCACCCCCCUCCUACCAACCCGGGCGGCCUCAGAACUGUCGGCUACUUUACCAAUUGGGGUAUUUAUGGACGGAAUUACCAACCCCAGGAUAUCCCAGCCAGUCAUAUAACACAUAUUCUUUACUCAUUUGCCAACUUACGUGCCGAUAGCGGAGAAGUGUUCCUGACCGAUACAUAUUCUGAUCUAGAAAAGCAUUAUCCUUCGGAUUCAUGGAACGACACCGGCAAUAAUGCCUACGGCUGCAUAAAGCAACUCUUUCUUCUUAAAAAGCAGUAUCGCCAUUUGAAAGUGCUCCUCUCAAUAGGAGGCUGGACGUAUUCCGCGAAUUUCACUGCGGCAGCCACUCCUGAAGGUCGCCAAACAUUUGCUCGUAGUGCUGUGAAACUUCUAGCUGACUGUGGUUUUGAUGGCAUCGAUAUUGAUUGGGAAUACCCUAAGGAUGAUACAGAGGCACAGCAUUACGUCUCGCUUCUCCAAGAAACCAGGGCGGCACUAGAUGAGUACGCGUCGCAGCAUGCACCAGGGAAGCACUUUGCUCUUACGAUUGCCGCUCCAUGUGGCUCAGUCCAGUACUCGGUGCUUCGUAUGGCCGAAAUGGACCCCUACCUUGACUUCUGGAACCUGAUGUGCUACGACUUCGCUGGAAGCUGGGAUUCAGUGGCAGGCCACAUGGCGAAUGUGUUUCCUUCUCGAGACGCCCCAACAAGCACGCCGUUUAGUGCUGAUGCUGCCAUAUCGGCAUACAUCUCUGCUGGUGUUCACCCAAGUAAGGUUGUCUGCGGCCUACCACUGUACGGCCGCGCAUUCGAAAAUACCGAUGGUCCCGGCGCUCCGUACCAAGGCGUGGGCGAGGGCUCAUGGGAGAAUGGCGUGUGGGACUACAAGGCCCUCCCACAAGCCGAUAGCGAAGAGCACAAUGAUGCUCAACUUAUGGCAUCUUGGAGCUAUGCGCCUGGUGCAAGAAAGAUGAUAAGCUACGAUACUCCAGAUAUUGCCGGAAAGAAGGCCGAGUAUAUCCGCAAUAGGGGGCUGGGAGGCGCCAUGUGGUGGGAGCUUAGUGGAGACCAUCCGGUUGGCAGUGAUAGAAGUUUGAUCAAUAUCACAGUCUCUCACAUGGGAGGCACAGAAGCAUUGGAUGGAAGUGAGAACGUGCUAGAAUAUCCAGUCAGUGUUUAUGACAAUUUAAGGAACAAGUUCGAGUGA